UAAGCUUAGAGCCGGCUGUCGCUGAGUGCCCAGGAGCCAGAGGAGCCAGGGGAGAAAGAAGCCGCGAGAAGCAGCCAAGAGGAGGAGCCAGACCAGGAGCCCGAGCCUGAGUCGGAGUUCAGGUUGUUUUCACUAAAGCAGAAGCAACUAAAGAAGUUGAAAAGAUGCUGGUUAUAUUGGUACUGCUCACCUCCUUCCUUUCUUUCCUGUACAUGACAGCUCCAUCCAUCAGGAAAUUCUUUGCUGGUGGAGUUUGUAGAACAGAUGUGCAACUUCCCGGGAAGGUAGUGGUGAUCACUGGGGCCAACACGGGCAUCGGCAAGGAAACAGCCAGAGAGCUCGCUCGAAGAGGAGCUCGAGUAUACAUUGCCUGCCGAGAUGUACUGAAGGGGGAAUCUGCUGCCAGUGAAAUCCGAGCUGAUACAAAGAACCACCAGGUGCUGGUACGGAAACUAGACCUAUCUGAUACCAGAUCCAUCCGAGCCUUUGCUGAGAGCUUUCUGUCAGAGGAAAAGCAGCUCCAUAUUCUGAUCAACAAUGCAGGAGUGAUGAUGUAUCCAUACUCCAAGACAGCUGAUGGUUUCGAAACCCAUCUGGGAGUCAACCACCUGGGCCACUUCCUUCUCACCCACUUGCUCCUGGAGCGGCUGAAGGAAUCUGCUCCUGCACGGGUGGUAAACCUGUCAUCGGUGGUCCACCAUGCUGGCAAGAUUCACUUCCACGAUCUCCAGGGUGAAAAGCACUACAGCCCUGGUUUGGCUUAUUGCCACAGCAAGCUGGCCAAUGUGCUUUUUACUCGGGAGCUGGCCAAGAGACUCCAAGGCACGGGGGUCACCACCUACGCAGUGCACCCAGGCAUCGUCCACUCACAGCUGGUCCGGCACUCCUUCCUGCUCUGCCUGCUCUGGCGGCUCUUCGCCCCCUUUGUCAAGUCUGCAAGGGAAGGCGCACAGACAAGCCUGCACUGCGCCCUGGCUGAGGACCUGGAGCCCCUGAGCGGCAAGUACUUCAGUGACUGCAAGAGGACCUGGGUGUCUUCAAGGGCCCGAAAUAAUGAAACGGCUAAGCGCUUGUGGAAUGUCAGCUGUGAGCUUCUAGAAAUCCAGUGGGAGUAGAGCUGGUGGAAGAGCCACAGCUUUAUUAGGCCUGGUCCACGCCAAAAUGAAAGGUGACCAAGGAGAAGGCCAACCCUGACGGACUGUCCUCCUGGCUGGCUGCUGCUGUGAAUCUUGCACAGCUGUGAUUCUCCCUACUCUUCUGGAAACCUUUGUAAAUGAAACUGUCUUGUAAGGAUGGCUCUUGGAAUGAGAUGUUCACAUCUACAGAGCAUUCUUCUCCAAGUCUUGAAGAGUCAGCACCCUCUUGGGGCAAAAGGUGGAUGCCAGGUUGGGAAGGGGAUGGCAGAGGAGCUUGGGAAAUUGAGUCAGUUUCCUCACCAAUACCAGAAAUGUUAGCCAGCGAGCUCAGCUAAGGAGACAGGAGCAUCAGUGUUAUAUACUGUGUUACCAGGAACUACAGAUGCAAACUCUUGACUGAUCUCUUUUCUCUUUGAAAUACUGGUUAUAACUCUGGAGUCUGGUCGGAGUCAGGAAAAUCUUGGCUUAACCUUGGCCAGCUUUGGUUCCUUCCCCUGAGCAUCCAGGAGCUGCUAUAUGGAACUGGACCUUCACAUUUUCUUUUUAAAUAAAAUCUUUUUCUCCCUA
Molecule: messenger RNA, 1703 nt
Organism: Manis javanica (Malayan pangolin)
Lineage: Eukaryota; Metazoa; Chordata; Mammalia; Pholidota; Manidae
Gene: RDH12
Product: retinol dehydrogenase 12
Source: RefSeq, a predicted model, not a curated record